Molecule: messenger RNA, 1362 nt
Organism: Gambusia affinis (western mosquitofish)
Lineage: Eukaryota; Metazoa; Chordata; Actinopteri; Cyprinodontiformes; Poeciliidae
Gene: gtf3c6
Product: general transcription factor IIIC, polypeptide 6, alpha
Exons: 6
Coding region: 155-604 (149 amino acids)
Biological process (GO): transcription by RNA polymerase III
Cellular component (GO): transcription factor TFIIIC complex
Source: RefSeq, a predicted model, not a curated record
CUCUCGUGAGUUAAAGCGGAACUGACAAGAGCCAGUCUAAAGUCUUCUUCCGGCCACCGUAUAUAUGACAAAAUUAAGAUUGUGGUUGUGAAUAAUAAUGAAGGAAUUUGAACUGUAAUCUGUGGCUCUAUUGUUCACUUUUAGGUGUUUGGAGAUGGAAGAUGAAUGGGAAGAAGAGGAGCAGCUUGUUGUGGUGGAGCUCUCUGGAAUAAUCAACAAUGACUUUCUGUCCAAGUGUCGGAUGACAUGUAAGAUACUGGAUAUAGAUACUGAAAGACCCAUGAUGCAAGUUGGACAAUAUGUGUUUGCAGGCGAAUAUGAAGAUGCAUUGGGAACUUGCGUACUUUUUGAAGAGGCACCAGGAAAAGGACAAGCACACAGCGGCCCUGGCCUCAAAUACAUGUGCCACACUGUUAAGAAGUUGACGAUGCAACGAAUCUUUCUCACUGAAAAGAUGGAGGAUGAAACAAUUGCGGCCGGGGCACAUGAUGACAAACAACAGGACACAACCUGCAUGUCUGAUGAAAGUGAAACUGACAAGACUGAUGGCAUGGUAGAAGAAAUUCUGAACAACACAGAUUUGGAGGAUUCUAACAACAGCUAAUACAGUCAUAACAUUUCAUAUUAUGACUUCCCUGUGUGAGGAUAAGAAAUUUGUCUUUGAUUUAUUGGUUUUUGCACAUCUACAGCAAAACAAGGAAGGAUUUUUGUUCUGUAUAAUAAAAUCAAUUACUUAAUUUUGGAAGACACAGUUAUGCCUCCUCCUCACUGAGGUUCAAAAAUGUCCCCAAACUAAUAGUUGUUACGUAGUGUAAAUGGUUGAAUACUUUUUGGUUGAUAUCAGAUGUUUUUUAUUUCCUUUCAUGAUUUUUCUUUUCUGGUGUCAGGAUUUGGUGUAAGAGGCCCCACAUUGGGAUUCACAUGUUAUCCUUGCACACUUGUAAAGAAAGGUCAUUACUUGAUGCUGAUAUCUCUAUUUUCUACUAUUAAUGUCUCUGGAAGAACAGUAACAAAUAUGGUAGUGGAUGGAGGUCCCUCUAUAACUUUUUAGUCCCAAUUGUGAUAAUUAAAAUUCACUAGACUGAAAUAGUUUUGUUCUUUGUGUUUAAAUUGUCCCAACUCGGUAAAAAAAUUAAAAAAUACAAAUAUACAUUUAAAAACAAUGCUACCUUACUUUAUUUAAGCAAGACAAAUUUCCAUUGUUCAUUUUAACUAUUACAUUUUUUGAAUGUGAAUAUCUUUGGUGAAUUGAUGUUUUUGUUUUUAUAAGGGUUUUGUACUUAUUUGUAAAGUUUACAAAUGGAAUUGAUUAAAUAAAUUUGUAUGCAAACUUGGGAACUAUUAAAAAUUUAUUUUAAUUUU